Molecule: messenger RNA, 2340 nt
Organism: Verticillium alfalfae VaMs.102
Lineage: Eukaryota; Fungi; Ascomycota; Sordariomycetes; Glomerellales; Plectosphaerellaceae
Exons: 8
Coding region: 1-2340 (779 amino acids)
Biological process (GO): DNA-templated transcription; regulation of DNA-templated transcription
Cellular component (GO): nucleus
Molecular function (GO): DNA binding; zinc ion binding; DNA-binding transcription factor activity, RNA polymerase II-specific
Source: RefSeq, a predicted model, not a curated record
AUGAACGGACUACAGGCCAUCCCCCAAGCCGCGGCCAUGACCCGUCCCCAGGUCGGCAUUGAGCGGCUGCCGACGAGACGGAUGAGCAACGAGCCAAGAGAGUCCAUGAACUGUAAAUCUUGUCGCAAGCGCAAGAUCAAGUGUAAUCGUCUUCGACCGGCCUGUGAAGCUUGCCAAGUCUUCCAAUGCCCAUGCAUUUACGACGCGGUGCCAAAAAAGCGAGGCCCCAAGACGGAUGUUCUUGAGGCAUUGUUGAAGAGGGUUGACGGACUCGAGGCAAAGUUAAAGGAGAAGAAUGCAGGAGAGAAGACGCCCACAGAACCGGCAGCCCCUGGACCUCUAGACGAGGAGGCCUCUUCGUCAUCGGCAGCUGAGGUUUCUGACGAGGUGGAACCUAAGCCGAAACGACUCGCCAUUGACACAAUGAGGCAGAGCGACGCGGAUGAGUCCGCCGUGUAUUCGCCAGCUCCCGCAGGCGAACCUUCUCCUCCAACCGUUCAGCCUGAUACUCUACUGGACACCUACUUUGCCCGUUUCCACGCCAAACCGUUCCACAUACUUGACGAAUCUUCAGUGCGGCAACGCCUGCAAUUGAGUCAGUUGCCAGGCUAUCUGGUACAAGGAAUAUGUGCUGUCGCAGCAAGAUACACGCCUCAUCCAGGCGGCUACCAAGCAGCUGUCAAGUUGAGCGAAGAUUAUGCGGCACGUUCAAGGAUAGAACUGGAUACUGAUGAGCCUUCCGUCGACGCACUGCAAGCGUUGCUGCUGUUGGUCAUUGCGUUCACUGCGGCAGGCAAGGGGAAAAAGGCCUACAUGCUGAUGACCUGUGGUUCGAAGCGACCGUCACUGAUUGGAGACAAGACCAUCAUUCUACGUCUCCCUUGUUGGUCGCCAAACCCAUCGGCACUCCCCAUCGACGGCGAGUUCUUCCAAGCCGCGUCCAACCUCCAAUACCUCCAAGGCAGUGGGAAGAAGACGCAAGGAAGCACUGGCAUGUUGAUCGAUAUCAGCCGUAUCCUGGGCAUCACCAACAGGUACCUCGCUGCUGGUGGCGUUAAAGGCGAUUCGCACUUCCCAUGGCAUUCACUUUCCAACCUUUCCAAAAUUCGACAAGACCUCGACAUCUGGGCAUCCGGCACCGAGGACGUGUUUUCCAGCCUGGACACCUUGUUCGGUCAACUGGACUCGACAAUUCUGGUGUUGAGCAAAUUAAUCUACCAUCUCAUCCACUGUCUGAUAUACAGGCCGUUCCUUCCGAUCGAUCUUUCUGAGCUUUCAGGGACUGGUCAACAUCAGUCAUGGCAAAUCGAGGCCACGAACAUGUGCUUUCUGCAUGCGAACGCCAUCUCAGAACUCGUAGAGCUUGGCAAGCAGACGGGUAGCAUCGAAUGGCCAGCCUUCGUCGGCUAUUGCAUCUGCACCGCCGGAACCGUACACAUCCACGGUGCACACUACAACAAGGCUGGAAGCGGAGAAAUGAACGUUUUCAGCUCGUCCUCGGAGUUUUUGUCACGCGAAAUGCAGCAGCUCAGCGAACUCAGAUAUGUUUGGGUGAGCGUGCAGCAUCAACGCGAAACGCUGCAGGGUAUCUAUAAUGCCCAUUCUGAGCUUAUCAAAAGCUUAGCCAACAACCCUAUGAGGUACUCGCCUGCAUUUCACCUAGAGGACUUUUUUGAUCGGUACGCCAACAUUGGCGGGCCGGGAGGCCAGUCAUUCAACUUUGAUGCCGCCAAUCUGAGUCUGGCAGACGCUGUUGUCGACUUCACGGCAGACUCUUAUGUAGGGCACGACCUGUAUGCGCCACGCACUGCCAGCAGCAACGACGGCGAGCGACCAAACCUAAAGCGCAAAAGCACGUCGUCCUCUAGCCGCAAACGCCCGGACAUGGCUGUUGUGGCGUCUCUCAGCGCAACAACGGUCUCCAUGCUCAUCACGAGAUGGCAGACCACCAUCAGCAGAUGCCACCAUGAACGGCCAUUUAGCUUUAACACUCCCGGAGCGACUGCGGGCGGUGACGGGUCUGGUUCUUAUGACCCAAUGUUCGGAGGUCUACCGACCAAUGCCUUUAGCAGUCCUGCCGCUUGGCAGGGCGCCGACGAUGGAAGCGGCAACAAGCUUCCGGUUGCGCCUCCGCAAGGGCCGACAUCAGCAGGCCACGCAGCGGCCCCCAGCCCCGGGGCAAAGAGCACCAACGGCAGUACAGGCACUGGGCCUGGUGAGGAGAAGGACCCGUUCCUGAGUCUUCUGGAGCAGCUCGCAGAGAACGAGCAACAAUUCGCAAGAGGUCCUGGGAACGAGUUUGACUUUUUCUUCGGUGGUGGCGUUGGCGCCAACCAGUAA